GCGGAGGCGGAUGCAAUUCCCCGGCUGCCCCUGGCUCCUCGGCGGGGCGGCGGGGCCCGGCCCGCAGCGCGCAGGCACCGACAGCGGCUCCAGUCCCGGCCCCGCUACCGGCCCCGGCGCGGAGGUGGGCGGCAGCGCGGCCCCGCUCCGCUCCGCGCUCUCCCCGCCGCGGCCCGGGCCCAGCUGCCGGGGCCCGGCCCAGCACCGCGGGGCCAUGGCCGAGUGGGCGCCCGCCCAGGUGCAGGAAUGGAAUGUGGAGGGCUCCCACCUGAUGCCACUGCAGCCGCCGCUGCUGCCGGAGCGGGCGCACGUGCGAGAGGCACAGCUCCACUCUGCCGAGGCCUCCCUCUGGACCGUGGUGGCCACGGUGCAGGCCAUGGAGAGGAAGAUCGACCUCCUCGCCACCCGCCUGCUCAGCCUGGAGGGUCGGUCCGGCACGGCCGAGAAGAAGCUCCUGGACUGUGAGAAGACAGCCAUGGAGUUCGGGAACCAGCUGGAGAGCAAGUGGGCUGUGCUGGGCACCCUCAUCCAGGAGUACGGGCUGCUCCAGCGGCGCCUGGAGAACGUGGAGAACCUCCUCAAGAACAGGAACUUCUGGGUGCUGCGGCUGCCCCCUGGCCCACAGGGUGAAGUCCCCAAGGUGCCGGUGACGUUUGUUGACAUUGCUGUCUACUUCUCCGCGGAGGAGUGGAAGAAUUUGGAGGAGUGGCAGAAAGAGCUGUACAAUAACCUGGUGAAGGAGAACUAUGAGUCUUUGAUCUCCCUGGAUGGUGCCCUCUCCAGAAACGAGGCACAGCCCCGCAGCGAGCGCCCAGAGGGACCUUGCGUCCCUGAGCAGAGGGAUCUGGAGCAGAGGGAGCUGCCAACGGAUGCCUGUGCGGAGUCACUGAUCUCCACCUCCGACGUCCUGUCCCGGAUCAAACAGGAGGUGUCCUUCGUUGGGGAGCAGCAUUUCACGGAGGAGCGGGCGAUGCCGGCAGACCCCUGUGCAGGUGCAGACGCCCUGAUCACUGCCCACGACUUCUUGUCAUGGAUCAAGCAGGAGGAAGAGCCCUGCGUCCGUGAGCCCUGGGAGCUGCCUGAGAGGGAGAUGCUGACAGGCCCUGGUCCUGCUGGCGAUGGGCUGCUGGUGAAGAUGGAGGAGCGGUGCCCUCAUGCCGAGCCCCCCGAUGAGGUGGGUUUGCCGGGCAGCUCUGGGGAGCUGCUCUUCCCCAGCACAGGCUUUGGGAACCCUGAGGGACAGGCAGCGGUGACACCAGCUCCAGCGGUGGCCCUGCCAGCACAGCACAGACUGGGCAAAGCUCCGGGCUCAGAGCCGGGACCGGGAGCCGAGGCAGCGGGUCCCACUGCGACACCGGGACCGGCCGAGGAGCGGCCACACGGCUGCACUGAGUGCGGGAAGAGCUUCAGCGGGAAGAAGAGCCUGCGGAUCCACCAGCGGACCCAUGCGCCCGAGCCCCCCUUCCCCUGCGCCGAGUGCGGCAAGACCUUCAACUGCCACUCGGGGCUGGUGCGGCACCAGAUGAUCCACCGCGGCGAGCGGCCCUACAAGUGCACCGAGUGCGGCAAGUGCUACAGCCGCAAGGAGCACCUGCAGAACCACCAGCGCCUGCACACGGGCGAGCGGCCCUUUGCCUGCGCCGCCUGCGGCAAAACCUUCAUCCGCAAGCAGAACCUGCUCAAGCACCACCGCAUCCACACCGGAGAACGGCCCUACCAGUGCCCGUCCUGCGGACGCAGCUUCCGCUACAAGGAAUCCCUCAAGGAUCACCAGCGGGUCCAUGGGGCCGAGGGGGGGGCCCCCCCGCUGCCGCCCUCUGGCAUCAUGCCCCCUGGGGACUAGGGGCUGCUCUGCCACAGACUGAUACCCCCCGGGAUGGGGGCAGGCACCGGCCACGCAGCUUCCUACCAAAUAGAGGUGCCCAGCCGGAGCGGGGGCACAUGGGGAUCCCCGGGGCCAGCCCCUGCUAUGGACGGACGCUCUUUGGCCCCCACUGCUCCCCGCACCGGACAAUCCUGCUGCACAGGAUGGGGAGCAGCUCCCCCGCCUUGCCCCCUCGCUGCCAGCCCCCGCCUGCUGCUCUGCUCCCCUGGCCCCCGCUGCUUAUUUUUACUGCCCCCCGCCCCGUGCCAUCCUGCUCUGUACAGUGCUUGGGGUGUAGUUUUGUAUGGACAAUGUGCUACAGAAUAAAGUCAUGCUGGGCUGCAGCGCCUUGGCCCCUGGCCCCUCAGGGUUCCCCAUGGCCCUCAGGCCUUGCAGCCAUGCUCCUGCCACAUCCCCGUGGUCCGGCAUCCUGGGGAGGCAGUGGCAGUGCCUGCAAGCUUGGUGAUGGGGAAUAGGGGGAAAUCACGGCUCAGCAUGGGGCAUAGGGCAGUGGGAAUGGCAGCACCACAGAGCCAAAGGGCAUGGCAGCUGCCUGAUGUCUCCAGCCACCAUGGCCUGGUGCUGGCAAUGUGAGAAGUGCCUGCACCCAUGGGUGAACCUGCAGGGAGAGGGAAGGACAGGCAACCGUGCUGCAGGGUGCCUCUGUGUGUGUCUGCACAUACCAGCCAUGACUUUUAAGGUCU
This is a messenger RNA of Melopsittacus undulatus (budgerigar), 2568 nucleotides long. Its product is annotated as zinc finger protein 282. The record is from RefSeq and is a predicted model, not a curated record. Bases 11 to 1843 code for a protein of 610 amino acids. Gene Ontology annotation, biological process: regulation of DNA-templated transcription. The transcript has 7 exons. NCBI's taxonomy places the organism in Eukaryota, Metazoa, Chordata, Aves, Psittaciformes, Psittaculidae.